This is a messenger RNA of Indicator indicator, 855 nucleotides long. RefSeq names its product N-terminal Xaa-Pro-Lys N-methyltransferase 2 (gene NTMT2). Gene Ontology annotation, molecular function: N-terminal protein N-methyltransferase activity. The transcript has 4 exons. The record is from RefSeq and is a predicted model, not a curated record. The coding region runs from base 1 to 855 and encodes 284 amino acids. Lineage: Eukaryota; Metazoa; Chordata; Aves; Piciformes; Indicatoridae. Gene Ontology annotation, cellular component: cytoplasm. Gene Ontology annotation, biological process: N-terminal protein amino acid methylation.
AUGGCUUAUAAAGCAGCACAUUUGGCCUUUAAGUCACGCUGGCACAAGACAGAUGAAGAACUCUGUCGGCACAGUAUGUCCUUCAUCUUGCAUAAGGCCAUCCGAAAUGACUUCUUCCAGAGUUACCUUUAUCUGCUGGAAAAGCUUCCCCUGGUGAAACUUUACGCAUUGACAAGUCAAGUUAUCAAUGGGGAGAUGCAGUUCUACGCCAGGGCCAAACACUUCUACCAGGGGGUGCCAGCCACAGAAGAGGGCAUGAUGGGAGACUACAUUGAGCUCUCCAAUACAGACAUUGAAUCCUCCCGGGAGUUUCUCAGGAAGUUUGUUGGGGGAGUGGGGAAAGCUGGCACCAGCCGUGCCCUGGACUGCGGCUCUGGGAUAGGUCGUAUCAGCAAGCAUGUCCUGUUGCCAGUUUUCAAGAGCGUGGAACUGGUGGAUAUGAUGGAGAAUUUUCUGGCUGAGGUCCCAAACUACCUGCAGGGCAAGGAGGACAGAGUAGAGAUGUAUUAUUGUAAAAGCCUCCAGGAAUUCACUCCAGCCCCACAAAGAUAUGAUGUCAUCUGGAUUCAGUGGGUUUCAGGAUAUCUGACAGAUAAAGAUCUCCUGGAAUUUCUCAUCCGAUGCCAGAAUGGCUUGAGGGAUAAUGGUGUCAUCAUUCUCAAGGACAAUGUAGCCAGGGAGGGCUGUGUCCUGGAUUGUCUGGAUAGCAGUGUGAUCCGAGACCUGGAUAUCAUCCACAGCCUCAUUGAAAUGAGUGGACUCACUAUCCUACGAGAGGAGAGGCAGGAAGGAUUCCCUGAGCAGUGUGUCCCAGUCUGGAUGCUGGCCAUGCAGAAAGGCCCUGGCCAUUUCUGA